Molecule: messenger RNA, 10871 nt
Organism: Phalacrocorax carbo (great cormorant)
Lineage: Eukaryota; Metazoa; Chordata; Aves; Suliformes; Phalacrocoracidae
Source: RefSeq, a predicted model, not a curated record
CCCGCCUGUAGGCGUUUGCAGGGGAGAAAGUAACAUGGUGGCCGCUUCCUCCCUAGACAGGAGCGGCGGGGGGUCCGGCGGCUCCUGAGGAGGCGUCUGGCGCGAGGAGAAGCUCCGGGCCGGGAGCGCCGCGACCCUCGGGGCGGGCAAGGGGCGUCCGGUGGCGACUGUCGACGGGCGAGCCGGCGACAGGCUCCUGCGUCAGCGGAUUUAACCCUUGCGAGGUAUGGAGGCGAGGCGAGGUCCCGGGCCGUGCUCGGGCGGCAGUGAAGCUCCCGGUUGCCUGGUGCGUCCUGCCUGCAGCGAAGUGUUCAGACUUCUGGGCGGCGGCCUUCUCCGGUCGGAGCUGAAACGGAGAUCCUGAACACCGGUGUGGUGCCUGUUAGAGGGAUGCUUGAAAUACAGGGGUCGUCGCGCCCCGCCCCGCCCCGCCCCGCCCCACCGCGCCCCGCCGCGCGGUGAUAAAGGCACCUUUACUAAUAGGCAUGCUGUGGUUUGGAAGCUGAAUGUAUCAUUAAGAUGUUAUAAAACUUAGAGGAAGUACUGGCAUAACCAUGAUAGAAGACAAAGGUCCACGAGUGGCUGACUAUUUUGUAGUGGCAGGGCUUACUGAUACAGAUACUGCAACCCUACUGGACCAAGAAAUAAGCCGACAUGAAACAAAGUCAACUGGUCCAAAGGCUCCGAUUACUGACAUAGCUGUGAUAAUUAAAUCAGCUGGUGAAACUGUCCCAGAGGGAUACACCUGUGUUGAAGCCACCCCUACAGCCCUUCAAGCCAACUUAAACUAUGGAAGUCUAAAGAGUCCUGAACUUUUUCUUUGCUACAAGAGAGGCCGGGACAAACCACCUCUUACUGACAUCGGAGUUCUAUAUGAAGGGAAGGAACGCAUCAUUUCAGGCUGCGAGGUGAUUCAAGCUACUCCUUACGGUCGUUGCGCUAAUGUUAACAACAGUUCAGCUUCUUCUCAACGGAUCUUUAUCACAUAUCGAAGGGCUCCUCCAAUACGACCUCAAAAUUCACUGGCAGUGACAGAUAUCUGUGUUAUUGUUACCAGCAAAGGAGAAACCCCUCCUCAUACAUUCUGCAAAGUUGAUAAGAAUUUAAAUUGUGGCAUGUGGGGUUCCAGUGUGUACCUUUGUUACAAGAAGUCUGUGCCAGCUUCUAACUCAUUAGCAUACAAAGCUGGCUUAAUUUUCAGAUAUCCUCAAGAGAACUAUGAGUCAUUCCCACUGUCAGAAUCUGUACCCCUCUUCUGCCUUCCUAUGGGGGCUACUAUUGAGUGCUGGGACCCUCAAACCAAAUACCCACUACCAGUGUUCUCAACAUUUGUACUGACCUGCUCUUCUGCAGAAAAGGUUUAUGGUGCUGCUAUUCAGUUUUAUGAGCCUUAUCCCCGGGAGCUGCUAACAGAAAAACAACAAUUGCAUCUGGGUCUCCUGACAGCUGUAGAGAGGAAAGUGGUUACUUCCAAGUCCAUCAAUUCCAACAAAUGCAUCUGUCUUCUCUCACACUGGCCUUUCUUUGAAGCAUUUCGAAAAUUUCUUAUGUUCAUCUACAAACUCUCUGUCUCUGGACCUCAUCCUCUUCCCAUUGAAAAGCACAUAUCCCAUUUUAUGCACAAUAUACCUUUCCCUUCACCACAAAGGCCAAGAAUUCUUGUGCAGCUUUCUGCUCAUGAUGCAUUAAUAUUGUCUCAGCCAGUUUCUACACCAUUGCCAUUAAGUGGAGCAAACUUUCGCACUCUGCUCAUGAAUCUUGGACCGGAAAACUGUGCCACUCUGUUACUCUUUGUAUUACUAGAAGGCAAGAUCCUCCUCCAUUCUCUUAGACCAGCUGUGUUGACAGGAGUUGCUGAAGCUGUAGUAGCUAUGAUAUUUCCAUUUCAGUGGCAAUGCCCGUAUAUCCCCCUCUGUCCUUUGUCUCUGGCCACCGUACUCAGUGCACCUGUUCCAUUUAUUGUUGGAGUUGACUCACGAUACUUUGAUCUGUAUGAUCCACCACAGGAUAUUGUGUGCAUUGACUUAGACACAAACAUGGUGUACAUAUCAGAUGAUAAGAAGAGCACCAACUGGAAGCAGUUUCCUAAGAAGCCAUGUAAAAAUCUGCUCAGCACCUUAAAGAAACUGCACCCACAGCUGGCAGCAGUUCACAGGAAAACUCAAGAAGGCUCUGCAGUGGAGAUGACUCCUAUUGAGGCAGAUUUCUCCUGGCAGAAGAAGAUGAUAGAACUCGAGAUGGAGAUCCAGGAAGCUUUUCUGCGUUUCAUGGCAUCUAUUUUAAAGGGAUACAGAACAUUCCUCAAGCCAAUCACACAGGCACCUUCAAAUAAAGCAACUGCUGCUGAUUCCUUGUUUGAUCAUCAAGGAUUUUUAAAAAGCAGAGACCGUGCCUAUACAAAGUUCUACACACACCUCACCAAAACGCAGAUAUUCAGCCGCUUUAUUGAAGAGUGCAGUUUUGUGAGUGACAAGGAUACUGGCUUGGCAUUUUUUGAUGACUGCAUAGAAAAGCUCUUUCCAGAUAAAGGAACAGAAAAAGGAGAGAAGGUUGAUGUAGAUUCUGUUGAAGAUGCACGGUUGAUUGAGCUUGAUGAUUCACAAAAAAGUGAACACACAGUGUUUAUAAUGCCACCAGAACCUCCCACUGAUGACGGACAGGACCGAGCGCCAAAGUACAGCUAUAAAAACUUCCCACGACUAGAUUUCAAGCUCUUUGACAGGCCACAGGAUCUCAAGCUGUCCUUCAGCAGACACCCAGCUGGAAGCAGCAUUUCACAUAGUCCAGCACUCAUGGCAAAGAGGACAAAACAGGAGAUAAAAACAGCCCAUAAAUUAGCCAAGAAGUAUUACGUAAGCCCCCCACAGUGGGCUAAGUGUCUCUUCAGUCAUAGUUACAGCCUAUGGUUUAUUUGUCUGCCAGCCUACAUCAGAGUUGCACAUCCCAAGGUCAAAGCACUGCAGCAGGCGUAUGAUGUUCUAAUUAAAAUGAGGAAAACUGAUGUGGAACCACUAGAUGAGGUGUGCUACAGAGUUGUAAUGCAGCUCUGUGGACUGUGGGGUCAGCCUGUUCAGGCUGUGAGAGUCCUUUCUGAAAUGAAAAAUGCUGGAAUACAGCCAAAUGCCAUCACCUAUGGUUAUUACAAUAAGGCGGUUUUAGAGUCUUCCUGGCCUAGCAGUAACCGCAGUGGCAUUUUCCUGUGGACAAAGGUACGAAAUGUGGUUCGUGGCACAGCGCAAUUUAGGCAGUGCUUAAAGAAGUCAACGCAGAGCCCACGAAUACCUAUGAUAUCAGGUGGUCAGUCAGACCAGGGCUAUGGAUCCAAGGAUGAACUUUUAAGAGAUGAUGGGGAUAGUCUUCAUGCAACUGAAACACAAGUAGAGAAAGAUAUUUCUUCUAAAGCUGAAGACCUAAUAGGAGAGGUUUAUACUGAGAAAUCUGAUGAAAAGCAACAGCUUAAUGUAGAAACUCAUAGUCAAACAGACCCACCUGCUUGGGGUAACAGUAUUGUGAAAGUUCCAUCUGGCAUUUUUGAUAGCAGUGGAAGGAAGAGCAGUGGUGAAGCUGGUUCUAGCCCACUGUUCAUGACUCAGGAUUCAGUUGAAGAUGUAGCCUUUGGUGAUGUUUCUCCUAAGAAAACAAGUGAAAAAGGACAGAAGAGGCAGAAACUGUUCUCAGAGAGAAGCUGCAGUUUCAGCAGUGAAAGCAGAGCAGGAAUGCUGCUGAAAAAAGGCAGCUUAGACUUGCAUUCUAAAGAAAUAGCAAUAAUGAUGGGAGCAGAUGCCAAGAUCCUAACAGCAGCUUUAUCUGGGGCCAAAACUUCACCCUGUCAUAUGAAUAAAUCCCACAGCUUUGGAAGUAUUGUUGACCAGCAGGUUUCUGGCUUAAGUGGCACUUGGAGUUGUGUGACUGAGAGUGAUUGGGAAUUGGAGCAUAGGUCUUCACCAGUGCUGGAAGAACCUGGGGAAGGGCAGGAGCAUCUUGAGAAUGGAAGAGAUGAAAACAUGACCACAAUGGAAGAUACGAAUCUUGAACAGUCAGCUGAGUCCAAAAACCAGAAACCAGAAUCCAAAGAUGCAACUACUAAAAGGAAUAGCCUUUAUGGAGUGGUUAAGCCUAGUGAAAGGGAAGAUGUUGAGGUAGGCUUGGACCCUUUAUCUUUGCUGGCUACUGACAGCAUGCAACGAAGGCAUCCAGAACCUGAGGAAAAGUUGGUGUCAUCAGUUGCAGCGCGUAAUUUGGCAGAUGAAAUAGAGAGCUAUAUGAAUCUGAAGAACCCAUUGGGUAGUAAGUUUCCCAGCAUGGAAUUGCACAAGCCAGAUAGGGAAGCAGAAAUCUCUAGUACACUUGGUCACUCCCAAGAAAGGAGAUCAAGCCUGCCUUUGGAUCCUGUCCUGGCAUCCCCCAAGUCUUAUGAAAAUCAGAGAAGUCCUUCUGUCUCCAGAUCCAAAACAUUCACUGGACGUCCAAAGCAACAAACCCAUCCACAAGUUCAAAAGGAGCGGUCUUCAUCUUUGACAGGACUGGGUCGUUCUUCUCCACAUGGCUCAUUAGGAUCUGUUGUAAUGACUUUAUCCAAUCUGAAGUUAGACAGUAUACUGUCUGGACCAAAAAUGGAUGUUCUGAAAUCAGGCAUGAAGCAGGCUGCCAAUGUGGCCAGUAAGAUGUGGGGAGUUGUAACUUCAGCAUAUAGUUACCCAGAUGAUGAGGCAAAAAACAGUCGACCAGACUUUAAUUUCCCUGCUGGUUUUGAAGAUAGUAUUUUAGCGGAUAAUCUGUCAUCAAGAACUGGAGUCCCAGGGCUAAUUACAAAUGAGCUUGCACAAAGCACUACUAGUCUUGGCAGUAGCAGUAGCAGUGGAGAUGCAGGAAGACAGCAUUACAGUGCAGGUGAAGUUUCAUUCCCAAGAAGUAUGAAAGUUCUAGAUUCUGAGAAGUCAGAGCACAGCUCUUCACAUAAUACUAGUUUAUCCAGCAUUUUCCAGAACUAUGCAAUGGAGGUAUUGAUGUCAAGCUGCUCUCAAUGCAGAGUUUGUGGUGCUUUGGUUUAUGAUGAAGAAAUCAUGGCUGGAUGGACAGCAGAUGAUUCAAACUUGAACACUACCUGUCCUUUCUGUAAAAGUACCUUCCUACCAUUACUUAAUGUUGAAUUUAAAGACCUACGUGGCUCUGCAAGCUUUUUUAUGAAGCAAAGUACCUCCGGAGAUAGUUUACAGAGUGGUACACUUCCAUUAAAUGUGGAUCCCCUGGAGCAGAAACUGUUGUCCAGUCCAGCUGUUGCUGACUUGAUUAGUUUUACAGACCACCCACAGUCCAGCCGCACCAUCGCUGAAGAAACUAGCUCUGCAGCUAAGCAGAGUGAUGUGGCAGUACAACAGAAUAAAGAUCCCAGAACCAUGAAGAUAUCUGCCAACAAUCCACCAAAAAGGGGAGUGUCCCUAACUCGGAGCCACAGUGUUGGAGGUCCACUGCAAAACAUUGAUCUUUCCCAGAGACCAUCUCAUGGCAUUUCAACAGUUAGUCUUCCAAAUAGUUUGCAAGAAGUUGUGGGUCCUUUAAUAAAAAGACCUAACCCGCUCCCUGUAUCUGUACCCUACUUGAGUCCUUUGGUACUGCGUAAGGAGCUUGAAUCACUGUUGGAAAAUGAGGGAGAGCAAGUAAUUCAUACAUCCAAAUUCAUCAAUCAACACCCCAUAAUUUUCUGGAACCUGGUUUGGUAUUUCCGACGGUUGGAUCUACCUAGCAACUUACCUGGACUCAUUCUAACAUCAGAACACUGUAAUGAUGGAGUGCAGCUUCCUUUGACAUCUCUUGCUCAAGAUAGCAAGCUAGUAUACAUCCACCUUCUGUGGGACAAUAUCAAUCUCCACCAAGAGCCCGGGGAGCCCCUGUAUAUAUCUUGGAGGAAUCUCAAUUCUUCUGAAAAGAGACUCUCCACAGUAGCAGAAGAUCAGCAGGCAACAAACACUUUAUUGGAGAACAUCAAACUAAGUAUUCAAGAAAAUAACGUUGUUAAACCAAUCAACCUACUUCUACAGAAAAUUAAGCCAGCUGUGAAACGACAGAGGAGUUUUUACAGAGAAAUUCUUUUCCUGUCUCUGGUGUCUCUUGGAAGAGAGAACAUUGACAUUGAGGUCUUUGAUAAUGAAUACAGACUUGCACAUAAAAAUCUACCAAAGGAUGUUCUUGAAAAGAUGCAGAAAAUAGAUGCUCCACCAAGCAGAAGGGUUGAAUGUUGUAGGAAGUGCUUUGGAGCACCUUUAAUAUAAAAAUGAGGAAGACACACACUAAAUCUCAGUGAGAUAGAAGUAGAGGUGAACAAACAAGAAGCAUGGUGAUAUACACACUUUGAAUCCCAAAAGGUGGUAACUGAGCAAUUUGUCAAACAAAUUUCAUUGAGCUACAGCAUAUAUUCUUGUCUUUCAUCUUGUGAGACACAGUGUGAAGUAUGUUAAAAUGUUUUAAAACUAUAUUAAUAGGGUAAGUUGGUUUCAGUGAUUGAUUUGCCUUUUUUUCCUGUAUAUACUUCUCCUUUUCCUUCCUCAAAUCUUUCCCCCACAAUAUCAAGUUGUUCAAACAGAUGAUGAUAAAACAGCAGCCUAUAGUUGGUGACUUUCUUAAAGGCCACCAAUAUUUGUGUAUUUUAAUGAAAUACCUUUUCUGCCACAGAAUACUUAGAUUCUUCACUACUUCUUUAGAAUGACCUUUACCUAAACAGGGAUCUUUUUAAUGGUGUGCAGUAUGUAUGUAUGAAUAUAAGUAUUUGAGGCUUUGCAUUGGAAGUUGCAAUGCAGUUGCUUUUGUCAGAUCACAGUACCUAAAAUUGCUACCGUUGUCCCAGUCAGUAUUCUAAAUUGUAUUUGGCUGACCUUGUCAUAAUGUAUGUCUAUAGUUGUGAAAACCAGAAACUUAGGCUCAGUUUUCCUAUAUUCUCUAUCUGACAAAUUAAAGAUCCUAUGAAUGUACUGCUGCUUUCUGCAGAAGAAUGAUAAGCUUCUACACUAAGCAGCUCAGAAAAAGCUUUUCAAAAAUUAGAUAGGAAGCGUAAAUGGCAUUAGGAUACAUACAAGGUUUGUCAAACAGGUAGUCUGAAAAAAAUAUGCUUUAUACUGUAUGCAUGUAUGCUUAAAAAGUGUCUUUUCCUUGAAUUCUUUAUCAGCCUCUCCCAUGGUUUCACGCUAGCCUGUGGGUUAAUUAUUUUGCACUGAUAGUCCAAAAUCAAUAUUUCAAUUAGAAAGUAUUUAUAAUUGUGGUCUUCAAGGUAUAUGUUAGCACAAAUGAAGUGCUUGACUGUAUGAUCUGAAAAGAUGAAUCCAUCUUUUGGAUUGAUUCUAGUAGAUAAGACACUUCCUCACCUCAUGUAUCUAAUUGACUACAGUAGUCAUAGUCUUGGCAAGAAGAGCCUGGCUACUAGUCAACAGAUUAAAAGUUUCUGUUACUUGAGAAAUAUUAUAACAUUUAUGAAAUUGAAUGGUGUGGCUUUUCUGAUGGAAUUAUUCCUAGAGGGAAAAAAAGAGUAAGAUUUGUAGCAUGUUAAAGGAGCAUAGCUAAAACUAUAAUCACAUCUGAGUAUGAAUGUAUUUACUUCAUACUACUCUCUUUCUUUAAAAUUUUCAUGCUUGAAAAUGAUGAGGGAUGAAGAUCUGUCUGGAACAGCUUCUACAUGAAACAACAAAACCAACUUCUGUUUUUUCAUGAGGCUAAAACAAGGGAUUUACACUAUUUGUGACAAAAUACAUUUGUAUCAUAGAACAAUUCCUUGGAUUUUGUCUAAAAGUGCUGAUCCUAAGUUAAAAUGGGGAUAUUGUCUAGACAGAUUCUCUCCUGAUGAAAAUGUUGCGCUUUCUCAACAACUAAAAGCAAGAAAGCACACACUGAGGGUUUUUUUUUUAAUUCUCUAUUCUUUGGGUUUAUGCAUGAUUGCUUGCAGAUAUCUGACCUGCAUCACAAUAGAAGAGUAGAUCUUGAUUCUUCGUGCUUUCCUCUCUUCUAAUUACAUAAUUGACAUGCAUGGUUCUGUCCUUCUAAAGUAAAAGUCUCUCUGAAGCCUUAGUUCACACAACUUAAUAUUUCUACAAAUCAAAGCAGCAAAUUUUCCUCUAUAAUUCUAUACUGAUCAUAAACAUACAGCUAUACAAAGACAUUUUUUGAGUGUUAAAUGGGCAAACCGUAUGAUUAUGUGACGCAACUUGUGAGGAAUCAAGUUCUAGUUAUCCUUAAAUUCACCCAGCUCACUGAAUUACAAAGAAUAUCUGUCCAAUGAGUUCUGUUUUAGAUAAUUGGUGACAUCCAAAUUGUUUUGAAUCAUUUUGAAUAGUAUUUUUAUAAACCCAAUUCUGUAAGCAGAUCACCUUCAUUUCAAAUCAAGCAUCCAUUCUGUUGCUGAAAAUGUAGAUUAAUCAGGCAGUAGUGUUGUAGAAACAGCAAAGCAGAUCGUGUCACAGCAUCUAGUGCUAAAUGUUAGACUUUCCCCAAUUAUAUACACUAAAGAAAAAAAAAACCAUAAACCAUGAGGGGAAAAGGACAGAUGCAGGAUUGAACUUGCUUUGAUUUGCUCCUGCAUAUUGGCAUUUCUGUACACUACAAAUUAACUUCUAUUCCUGUUGUAUGUGGCUGGAUUUCAGAGUGGUAGAAGUCCCGCAUGUAAUUACGUGAAAACUUGAAUCUGCCUAUUGAAAUGUAUUCUUUAACAUAGAAUGACAAAAGUAAGCGCUUACUCUUUUUAAUUUGGAUUUUUUUAAUGCCUAGUUUUUAAUAGCUAACAAAUCAGCUCGUUCUUGAAUUAAAUCCAUGGUUAAACAAAAAGGAGAUCUUCGAAAGCAAUUUGAUUAUCAAGCUUUCAUCUAAAGAGAUGCUUUCCUGGUAAAAAAAAAGUAGUUCACAAAAAUUUGAAGGGAAUUAAGAAAUGACUGGAUUCUUUUUCCUAGUUGCUUUCUCUCCUUUCAAAUGCAUGAUGGCACUUCCUGUUCUUCCUUUGACUUUUAUGUCUCCUCCUACAAACAGGUAGAGAGUACACAAGCUUUCUGAGAUGUAGGCUUCCCUAAUUUGAAUGCUGAAGAACUGUGAGUUUGCCUAAGAAAAGGGCAUGGCAUAAAAUAGCUUAACAUAGCUUAAUACUCAUAUGGUUGGAAAUCUGGCCAAAAAUUAACAGGGAAAAGUCUUCAAAAGAUUUUAAUGAGUACAUUGCAAACACUUUUGUCAUUCUGGAAACUGGGCGCUAAAUGGCUAGUAAGUUCUUCUCUGCAAGUUAGUAACAGCAUGAACUUCUUGGGCUACAUAGAAAUGACUCAGUUACCUACAAAUGCUUCUAAUUUAUUUGAUUCUGCACUCCUAGAAAUGCAAAUUUAUCUGAAUCCACAAUGCAUGAAUGAGCUUGGUUCUGUUUUUCUCUCAAUGUGAGCAGAAAAAGUAGCAUUUUACUCACUUGCAAAAUUCUUGCCUCAAAAUACUCUUUCUAGUAGCUCAACAGCCAGUGUUCAGGAGGAGAUGGCUCUUUGUGUGUAUUUUGGAAUUCUCACAUAUAAAUGUGAAGAACAGUAUUCAUUUCAAAACCUGCAAUGUGUGCACAAAGUGAGGGUGGUGUAAGCCAAACUUAUUACAUAUGUGGAUGCAAACUGUUAAUGAAUUUCAGGUAAGCCCAGGAACUUAGAAAGUUUGUGUUGAAAUAACAACUAUCACAGCAAAGCUUCCUUGAAUUAUAGCCCUAAGGAUGUUGAACUGCAGUCAGUUAGUUAUGCUGAGAAGAUACUAUCUUGCACCUUUCACCCAGCUAUAAAACAGUUAAAUAUAGCUUGUGUGCUCAUAUAAAAAUAGCUAUUUUUUCAAGAAUUAAAACAACAAAAGGGGUCUUAAAGGUUUAGAAUCAGGAUUCUUAAGUGACAAAUUUUCUUUUGUGAAUUAUAAAUAUAUUCUGGCACAAUACCAAGAGACAACAACUUUAAAAACCCUGUAGGUACAGGAGACUGAUGUGGCUGCAGUAUUGGCACAGUCAUAGGUACCAGCUUUUACAUGUUACUAGGAGCAUCUGUAUGUUACUUAUAGUCAUAUCCUGCCUUCACAACUUAUAUAACGCAAGUUUAGACAAUACAAUUUUAAUGGAAAAUAUUAUAUUUAGUAUAUGUGUUUCAGACUAAAUUCAUUUAUUUUGCAAGUAACUUAGUCUUGUUCCUAGUGGAUUUUCACAUUGGUUAAGCUCAAGCUACAUUGCACUAGUGAAUGAAUAAUUUUAUUCCACUUUAACUGUGAAUUACUGGCUUUUUGUAUUGCUGCAGCUAGAAGAAUAUACCUUUCAUUGAGUUUACUGCUUUCCUUGAAUAACUGCAACAUAGGGGAUAUUUUCAAAAUGUAUAUUAAAUUAGAUCAUAGAAAUUAUAUUUUUAAAAAGAAAUUUUUUAAAUUUAAGUAACUGAAGAAACCCAGUCAGUAGUCUUCUCUUUUUAAAACUCUUAAUUCAACAAUCACUUCAAUGCAGAUGACUUUAUUUCAUUAAAUGGUAAGCAGGUCAUCUUAUUCACAUAACUGUACAUUUUCAACAAAGGUCUUUUACCUAAUAAAAAUCUUAAGGUGCCCUCUGUAUAUCAGCUUUUCAUUAUGGACCUUUUUAAAAAACAAACACCCUUGUAACUUUUAAGUCAUGAAACUGAAUGGUUGAAUUGAACUCUGUGCUGUAUAUUGUGAUGCAUACGAGGAGAGAAACGGGGGGAGGGGGGGUUUAUUUGUUUUUUCAGUCUGCAUCAGUCAAUGGUGCAAAUAAAAGGGAUUGUUUGCUGUUUUUAGAAGCACAUUGAACUCCUUUUAGGAGCUUAAAAUAAACUGUAUUGUAAUGAGGAUGAAAGGAUGUAGUGUGAAUAAAUUAUGAAUUUAUUAUGCAA